AUGGUUCAGUGUUGGUUAGAUGGAUUUACUAAUGUUUCUUACCAGCUCCGUGCAUUUUCUUCUAGAGCUAUAGGAUACAGAGUCAUGCAAAACCAUAGUAAUAUUGGAUCUUAUUUUCCAGGAAUUCCCGAUUCAAAUAUUAUUCAUGUACUCAUAUACCCAGUAUCAGAAUCGGAACCAGCACCUGCAACUACAUUAAAAACCAGAGGAGCUAGUUGUGCAAUUUAUGUCGAGUUAAUGGGAUUUCAGCAUGGUCAACGUGGAAAUAUCAAGGUAUACCAGCCAGAUCUUUCACAAGAAUAUUUAAAUAUAUAA
Molecule: messenger RNA, 315 nt
Organism: Entrophospora sp. SA101
Lineage: Eukaryota; Fungi; Glomeromycota; Glomeromycetes; Entrophosporales; Entrophosporaceae
Source: the annotation of a GenBank genome assembly